Messenger RNA from Xiphophorus hellerii (green swordtail), 2368 nucleotides. RefSeq lists its product as uncharacterized. The transcript has 3 exons. The record is from RefSeq and is a predicted model, not a curated record. Gene Ontology annotation, biological process: regulation of transcription by RNA polymerase II. Gene Ontology annotation, cellular component: nucleus. Lineage: Eukaryota; Metazoa; Chordata; Actinopteri; Cyprinodontiformes; Poeciliidae. Bases 43 to 1614 code for a protein of 523 amino acids.
ACCUGCUCCGAUUAAACCCUAAUUUACUAAUCUACAAAGGAAAUGUUUACUUGCAAUUUCUGUGGCAAUUUGGCUAAAACAUUAAGACUUUAUUUACUUCAUUGUAAGCUACAUCGAAAUGAGCCGCGAUGUUUAUUUAAAUGCGCUGCUGCUGGUUGCAAAGACACGUUCUUGCGUUAUGAAGCGUUGAAGGCUCAUUUUUAUCGGAAACACAACACCUCUGGUCCUAGUAGCGUCGGAACGGUUGUUACCGACUUUAAAUGCUCGUUGGCAUUGUGUGACCACCAGUGUCAAACUACUAAGGCUCUAAUAGCUCACUUGAAGCAUCAUAUUGUGGAAGGGCGUGUUGUGAAUUGUCCUUUCAGAGGAUGCAAAAAAGUUUUUCAUGUGAAGUCCUCGUUUACUGCCCACAUUUCCCGGAAACACAGAGAUCUUGCAGAUAAUAUCCAUGACUCAUACAAAUGUUCUGGUUCUCAGUCAUUAUCUGUUCACAAUGAUCCAGAUAACAUCGAGUCGCAAGGAAAUGAGAUUAUUUUACAGACAGCUCCAAAUGAAAGUGAUAAUGAUAUUACUGAGGAUUUCAGUGAUCUUUUUUUUAGAAAUGUCUCUCUAUUUUACUUGAAAUUGCAAGGGCAGUUUCUAUUACCAGCUUCAACCAUCCAGAAUAUUGUUGAGGAGAUACAAAAUAUACACGAGUUGGGCCAGACAUACUGUUUGAGCAAACUUUGGUCACUGCUAAAAAAUGAGACACCAUUAUCAGAUGAAGACAUCACCAACAUUUGUGAGUCUGUCAAGGGAUCUGAUCUAUUCUCUAUAUGCCAUACUGGGCCGAUGAGGACAGCACACUCAAGAGUGCAAACCUUCAAAAAAAACUUCAACUAUGUUGAGCCUAAGAAAAUAUUUUUAGGAAGAGAUGAAAACAGAACAGAUAGGUUUGCCUACUAUGUUCCUCUGAGGAAGACUUUGAAAUGUUUGUUGGAGUCUGAUCUGUGGAAGAAAUCAAGGCAGCACACGUCUGAGUCUCCUUCAGACAUUUUAAGUGACAUUAAUGAUGGUCAGAUAUACAAAUUCAACAACUUUUUUGUGGAGAAUCCAUCAUGUCUCAAGCUAAUACUGUACCAAGAUGCAUUUGAAGUGGUUAAUCCUUUAGGCUCAGCAAAGACGAGACAUAAGAUAUUAGCCGUGUAUGUGUCUGUUGCCAACUUGCCACUUCAUGUACGGUCUGACACAGACCACAUGUCACUGGUUUUAUUGUGCAAGGAAAAAGAUUUCAAGGAAUUUGGGCAUUCUAAAGUUCUUUCUGAGUUACUAGAAGACCUGAGGCUGUUGGAGGAAAAUGGGAUUGUAAUGGUUGAUGAAACGGUAGUUAAAGGAACUGUAUUUUGCAUUGCUGGAGAUAAUCUAGGCUCACAUUGCAUUGGUGGGUUCUCUGAAAAUUUCAGUCGCACACAGCAUUUCUGCAGAUACUGCUUAAUAACCCGAUCAGAAUUUCAGGGUGAGGACCCAAAUGUGUGUGGACCACUCCGCACUAUUGACAGGUACAACUCUGCUCUUGAUGAACUCCAGACAGCUGAGGAACCGGACGUAGAAGGUGUAAAGUUCAGAUAUGGAUGAUGACUCCCGAAGCCUCACACGCAGGGUUAUUUAUGAGGGGUUGGCAGAUCUCCCAGUCUCAACUCUACAGACUUUGGAGGACACACUAGAAUCUUUGGGGGUGGAGACCAAUGAAGAUUUUCAGUAUAUUAAUGAAAAUGAUCUGAGAUCUGUACUAACACCAAUUCAAGCAAGGAAGUUACUGAAAGCUUCGAAACAAACCACACAGACCAGUGGAAUUUCCAGUGAGCCAUCUCUGUCGUUGUCAUCUCCUUCUACAACCAGCACAUCGUCUGCCUCUUCAUUUUCUAUACAUUCCACGCCAGUAGAUUGGGUUGACACUUUUCAAAUUCCUUGGAACAGGUUUCCAGAGAACUUGAUUGAGUGUUUUGAGAAUGAGGCAAGGCCGAAACCCCACCUUCGAAGAGAAAUGAUUCGGAUUGUUGUUGCUUCAAUGAUGGAGGUGUGUGCUUCUCCUCGCAAGCAAGAAACCACAGAAGUGGCGAAAAAAUUGAUAGCAAAAUAUCCACUUUCACUCCAAGAUAUUAUUGAAGGUGAUAUAGUGGGCCCAGGGUAUUAUUCACUCGUCAAGCAACUACAAAAUCGUAUAGAAAAUUUGAGACGGGUUUCAAAACCAAAAAUAAGGAAGCGUAAAAAACAUGUUAGAUGAAGAUGGCACAGUCCCACCAGAGCAAAAUGCAGCUGUUCAGGACAUUUACGGUUGUAUAAAGUGGGACAUGGAAGUCAUGCCAAUCCAGGAGACAGCAGAGACACA